AGCAUCUUUAUCAAAACCAAACAUCAGCUCCAUUUAUGCACUUUCAUUUAAUUUAUUCAACUUUCCCUUCCAAAAGCCAUGGCCGCCAACACCUUCUUCCGAAAACUCAUGCCAAUUCUCCUCGUACUCCUCUCCUCAUCGCUAACCUCCGCAAAAUCUAACCACUUUUCCAAAACCCUCUCUCCAAAAUCCCUUGGCCUUAAGAAACAAAAGCUCAGCCAUCUCCACUUCUACUUUCACGACAUUGUCAGCGGCAAAAACCCCACUGCCGUUCGGAUCGCUGAGGCUGCCAUGACCAACAAAUCCGCCACCCUCUUCGGCGCCGUGGUCAUGAUGGACGACCCUCUGACGAUGCAACCCGAGCUCAACUCCCAGCCGGUGGGGAGAGCUCAAGGGAUUUACUCUUCGGCUUCACAAAGCGAGACCGCAUUCUUGAUGGUCUUAAACUUUGCCUUCACUCACGGCAAGUACAACGGAAGUACUCUCAGUGUUCUGGGCCGCAACACGGUGUUUAAUGCGGUGAGGGAGCUGCCGAUCGUUGGCGGAUCGGGGCUUUUCCGGUUUGCUUCGGGCUAUGCUAAGGCCAGGACUCACACUUUUGAAUUGCAGUCGGGGGAUGCAGUCGUUGAGUAUAAUGUUUAUGUGUUUCAUUAUUGAGUUAAUUAUAAUUAAUUAAGGGGUGUUUCAGUUUUGGUUUUUAUGUAAUUCCCAUACUGAGCUUGUGAUUCAACUUAAAUUACAUAACUUUGUUAAUUAUGGAAAUUCUCAUAUGGGAGGAACUAAUGACUAUUGUGCCGAUCGAAUUGGACAAGCUCAAUAUAGAAACUGCCAGCCCUGAAACCCGAUUAGGCUUGAAGCUAGGACCUGUCUAAAUUGUCUUGUGUCUAGUUUUUAUGCUUUUGAAAACAACAAAAGACGUGUCUUAUGUUGGCUAAAUUGUCGGCCUGUCCUGUCUAGUUUUUAUGCAGUUUAGAUUGAUAUUUGUAUUUAUGAAUGGUAUUUUG
Molecule: messenger RNA, 1004 nt
Organism: Mangifera indica (mango)
Lineage: Eukaryota; Viridiplantae; Streptophyta; Magnoliopsida; Sapindales; Anacardiaceae
Product: dirigent protein 22-like
Exons: 1
Coding region: 79-657 (192 amino acids)
Source: RefSeq, a predicted model, not a curated record